This is a messenger RNA of Leptonychotes weddellii (Weddell seal), 1767 nucleotides long. RefSeq lists its product as uncharacterized. The record is from RefSeq and is a predicted model, not a curated record. Gene Ontology annotation, biological process: regulation of transcription by RNA polymerase II. Gene Ontology annotation, cellular component: nucleus. Gene Ontology annotation, molecular function: DNA-binding transcription factor activity, RNA polymerase II-specific. NCBI's taxonomy places the organism in Eukaryota, Metazoa, Chordata, Mammalia, Carnivora, Phocidae.
CCAUCACCCCUCCCGCCCCUCCUCCCGCCAGGGCGUGAAGGAGUUCAAGUGCGAGGUGUGCGGCCGGGAGUUCACCCUGCAGGCAAACAUGAAGCGGCACAUGCUGAUCCAUACCAGCGUCCGGCCCUACCAGUGCCAUAUCUGCUUUAAGACCUUCGUGCAGAAGCAGACCCUCAAGACCCACAUGAUUGUACACUCGCCUGUGAAGCCAUUCAAAUGCAAGGUGUGUGGGAAGUCCUUCAACCGCAUGUACAACCUGCUGGGCCACAUGCACCUGCACGCGGGCAGCAAGCCCUUCAAGUGCCCCUACUGCUCCAGCAAGUUUAACCUCAAGGGCAACCUGAGCCGGCACAUGAAGGUCAAGCAUGGUGUCAUGGACAUCGGCCUAGACAGCCAAGACCCCAUGAUGGAGCUGACAGGCACUGACCCCUCCGAGCUUGAUGGCCAGCAGGAGAUGGAGGACUUCGAGAACGCCUACGCCUACGCCGGGGUGGACAGCAGCGCCGAGGCCAGCGUCCUCACUGGACAGGCCAUGAAGGAGAUGGCCUACUACAACGUGCUAUAGCGCAAGCUGGGCCGCCCAGCAGGGGCAGGGAGGGCGUGGGACGUGGGGGGAGACCCCGCUGCUGCGGGCUGCACCUGCCGCGGCCCAGAAGCUACUGCCCCACUGUCCCGAGCCCCCCCCCCGCCCCCACCGAGUCGUUUGCACCACUAGGGACUUUUCGACCAAAUGGAGACUACUGCUAGCCUCAGCUGUGAACCAGGCACAGGCCCCAGGCAUCUGGGGAAGGAAGGAGAGCACAGAAGGCCCAGCUCUGGGUCUCCUUGACCUGCUGCUGCGGGAGGGUGGGAGAAAUGCUGGUGGGGGCCAUCUGGGGCCAGGUCACAAGGGCACAGGUCCUCAGGUCUCUCCAGGCCCGGCAGAGGGGCCCUGGCACUGGAGGAAGACAUAACUUGAGCCUGGCCUUGCUUCCGCUCUGGACCAACUCCUGCCUCUAAGGGAUGUUUGAGCUCCUGUGCUGGUCAGCACUGCGCGCCCCCCCCCCCAGCCCACCCCCUUCCCUGGGCUGGAAAACGCCCAGGCCCCAGAGCCCCCUUCCCCACCCUGUUCAUCAACAGCCAGGCAGGGCCCUCUGCCUUCUACCUCCUGGUGCCUCCCGAGCUCUCCGGGAGCCAGGCAUGCAUGCAGCCCCGGUCCUGGCCUCAGGAAAGCGGGGUGUAGCCCAGCCCCCAGCUAGUGCCCUCUCCAGCCAACCCCCCGAAGGCCCCCACCUUCCCCAGUUUGAAAGUGGGUGUCCCUAAAGUGGAUUUCAACAGAUGUCAUCCAGUUCUUUGUUGAACGGGCCACCGCACCAGGGUCCCCCGACGUGAGCAGAGCUGGGACGUGCCUUUCGCUGGGCACACGCUAAGACAGCUGGAAGCCCCUCGAGUGAGGGGCAGGGGACCCAGAGGGGCUGUCCUCACAGGAGGCCAAGGACCACCUGGGGGGUGGCUGGAGUGUUGUAUUAUUAACAAGUAUCCAUGUUGAGGAAGUGGACAGCCAAGAGUCAACAGGUUCCCAUGAAGAGCAACAUAGUUAAAAAGAAAAUGAAGACCAUAGAGAAAAAAAAAUUUUUUUGAGCAAAAGGGGUAUUUUGAAGGUAAUUUAUUUUUUUUUUUUCUUUCCAAUUCCGUGUCGCCUAUUCUUUUCUGAUGGAGAUCAUUUUCUUUUUCCAAACGGAAGCUCCCUCGUGUGCUGUGCGUGCUUCAUGCCUCCCCAACCUCGAG